AACAAAAUAAAUGUAUUUCCUUGUUCAUUUCAGACCUUUCUCACGAAUGAAUAAUCACGGGGGCUCCACUGGAGCGACCCUAAACAGUAACCCAGCUGAUAGGAUUCCGCCCAAUUUGUGUUACCCUUUAGAGCCCCAAUUAUCAACGAUAGAUCAGAGGCUUCAAUAUCAACAACGACAAGCAAAUUUCAACAAUUUUGGUACAAAUAAUUCACAACAUCAAAAAGCACAACAGUUUCAUGAAAGUGACAUAAUUACCGAUGCAAAUUUCACGUCAAAUAACAACAUCAAUAGCAAGAGUAAAAUCAAUCCUGGAAAUUGUAGAUCCCGAAACACUAAUGAAACAACGCCAAUUCACAUGAAUAGUAACAAUUCUAGUAUUAUUAAUAAUAAGACGACUAACAAUCAACAAUUAGCGCCCGGUGCGCCUUCAAAUCAAAUCUUUAAUCAGCAACAACAAAAUAUUAGUCAUUACGGCAACAACAACAAUUAUAGCAAUCAAAAUAAUAUAAACAAUAAUUUUAAUAUGGUCGCUGCAGGUCAACAAGGUGGAAUGGAUGUGGGAUACAACUCACAGAUGAAUAACAUGGGAAUACAAUCACAAAAUUCCUGGAAUAAUCAAAUGAAUCAAAUGGGAAGUUCAACGAAUUGUAAUGGGAACAAUAUGGGAGGCAUGUCAAACAUGAAUGGAAUUUCAAUGAAUGGAAACAUGAUGAAUCAAAUGGGCGCCAUGCAUGGAUCAAAUAACAGCACUGCAGGUUCUAGUGGAUUACAUGGAAUGAAUCAAAUGCCAAUGGGCAACAUUAACAGUAUGAACAGUCAAAUGAAUGGUUCGAUGGGAUAUAAUCAACGUCAUCAUCAGAACCAAAUGAAUCCGAUGGCUCAGAUGGCAAAUAUGGGCAUGGGAAAUCAUCAGAUGGGGAAUCAAAUAAAUGGUAUGAAUCAAUUGAAUCCCAUGGCUAAGAUGCAAGGAAUGGCGAAUGGAUAUGCGCCAAGAAGAAUGUCUCCUUAUCCGAAUCCCCAACUUCACACAGCACAGAAACGGUCAAUGUAUGGGAUCAGUGGCAACCAAGGCCCACCAAAUGGCCCUGCAAUGAGUCAAUUUCCACAACAUCAAGGUGGAGUUCCAGUUCCCAUCCAGAAUCAAGCGUAUGGAAGACCAGGACAAAAUCCAAUGAACCCUUAUGGUCGAAACGGUCCAGCAAUGAUGCCACAACAACGACAGAAUACUCCACCAUAUAACAAUACAGCUCAACAAUAUUAUGGCAAUGCUGGUGCUGGCUACCAAAGUAUGCAGGGAUUCCAGCAAGAUGGUAGAUUGAAUUAUCAGCACAGUCCAGUACCUGGUAAUCCAACGCCACCACUUACACCUGCUGCUUCAUCAAUGACACCUUACAUAAGUCCUAAUCCUGAUGUCAAACCAAAUAUUGUGCACAGUGAAGAAUUACGAUUAACUUUUCCUGUUCGUGACGGAAUCAUUCUAUCACCAUUUCGUCUAGAACAUAAUUUAGCUGUUAGUAAUCAUGUAUUUCAACUAAAACCAACCGUUUACAAUACCCUCAUGUGUCGAUCGGAUCUCGAGCUUCAGCUCAAAUGUUUUCAUCAUGAAGACAGACAGAUGAAUACAAAUUGGCCAGCCAGCGUUCAAGUAUCAGCUAAUUCAACACCAUUAGAGAUUGAUCGGGGCGAGAACAAAAAUACUCAUCGUCCAUUAUAUUUGAAGCAGGUCUGUCAACCAGGAAGAAACACAAUUCAAAUCACAGUCAGCACUUGUUGUUGUUCUCAUCUUUUUGUCUUACAAUUGGUCCAUCGACCAUCAGUACGACAUGUACUACAUACACUUCUUCGAAGGAAUCUCUUACCUGCUGAGCAUGCUGUGGCUAAAAUCAAACGAAGCUUUGCUCAGGGCCAUAUACAAUCACCUCAAGCGAAUUCAACGACUGGUGUUAUUGAAAAAGAUGUCAAUAUGGAUCAGCAACAAUCAUUAAAAGUAUUCCUUAAGUGUCCGAUCACAUGCAAGCGAAUAACAUUACCAGCUCGUGGUCACGAUUGCAAACAUAUACAAUGCUUUGAUCUUGAAGCUUAUCUACAAAUUAAUUGCGAGCGAGGAAACUGGCGAUGCCCUGUGUGCAAUAAACCAGCUUUAACUGAAGGCCUAGAAAUUGAUCAGUAUAUGUGGGCCAUUUUGAACACACUCACAACACAACAAGACACUGAAGAAGUCAUGGUUGACGCUCAAGCAAACUGGAAAGCCAUCAAACCUAUGAGCAUAAAUGGAAUCAAACAAGAACCAACUGAUCCCGAAUGCAAGCAAUUCAAUAAAGUUAUGUCACCAGGAUCUACUUCAUUACCAUCUUGGGAUAGUAUGCAGGCCAUGAGUCCUUAUAUGAGUCCUGACAUGAAUUCAAUUGCAAGUGGAAGUAUGAUGGGUCAAAGUUACAACAACCAAAGAAAUCCGCAAUUUGACCAAUAUGGAAAUCCAUUAAAAGAUACAACUGGCAUGAACAGCGAUUUUGUUUCAAAUGGGGGUAACAAUGGUGGUAAUAAUAAUCCACUUGCUCAUUUAAAUGACUCUGUCAACUCAUUAGAUCCUUUAAAUGCCAUGGAAAAAUCACUCAACGAUCAAAUGCCCCACACCCCACACACACCUCAUACACCAAAUGGUGGUCACAAUCCUUUGACGCCAGGUGGUCCCCCGUCAGUUCCACCUGCCAAUGAUCUACUACAAAAUGGAACCAGCAAUUCAAACAACUCCAACUCACCUCAGCACCAACAUAAUAUUCUGAAUUCCGCUUCAAACAUCAUGAAUUCACCACAGAGUCUAAUGAACUCUCCACAAAAUAUGAUGAAUUCGCCACAAAAUAUGAAUCAGAAUAUACAGCAAAACUUAAUGAACUCUAUACCUAAUCUCACCGAUGUUGAUCUAAACUUUGACCCGGCCGCAGUCAUUGAUGGUGAAGGUGGUAAUGAUUUGAAUCUUCUUCCUGAUAACGUGAACGUAGAUCCAUUGGAAUUAUUGUCAUACUUGGAUCCACCAGAUUUAAAUACACCGCCAUCAAGUGGCUCAAGUAAUAAUGCCAACAAUGAUGAUAUCUUAGCGGCACUUUUCGAUUAAAAAUAUUUACAAUGAUCGUCAAACGAUUAGAUUUUGGGUGAGGUUGAGGCAAACAUACACACAAAAACUCGUGGAACAAAUUUUAAAAUUUAAAAACUAUACAGCAAUUGUGAUUUUGUGCAAAACAAACAAAAAAUGAUCUAAUUAAACUUUCUAUAGUCUUAUAAGUGAUUCAAUGUCAGUAAAUAGAAGUUCUUUCUUGUAUAAAACAUGUGAUGAGACUCGAGCGUAAUGAAAGCUUCUUGUGCAGCUUUUCGUGUUGUCGAGACAUUUUUCAUUCGUUACGGUCGAGCUUUAAAGUUAAAAAUUGUUGUGAAUCUUUAAUAGAAAAGUUUUCAUGGAAUUACAAAUUUCAUGGCGAUAACAACAAGCGGAAAAACGAAUGAGAGGAUGACAUUAAAAAGAAAAUAAAUAUGUGUUGAGCUAAAGUCAUUAAAGUUUUAUGUGAAGAAGAAGUGUUACUUCAUUUCAAAAACCAACCCGGAAACAUGUGCAUAAAAAUUAUUUGUAACAGGAGAGCCUCUGUUUUAAAGAGAUUUUUUCUUAUAUAUGAUUUUUACAACUUACUUUUAUUGAGAGCAACAAACGAAAAAUCAUUUUAAUUGGAGCACCUUUUUCUCUGAAAUGAAAACGCCUCGUAUUUUACAUGGGAUGAAAAGCUUUUAUGUUAUAUUUUUGUACAUAGCUCUUAUGAGAAAAUUUAAAUUACGUCAUGAAAUUUUAGAUUUCUGAUUUUAUGAUAAGAUUAAAAUAAAUGGAAUAAACAUGUUGUAAACUAGUGAAUCACGUGAAAAAAAAGUAAAUAAAAGGAAAGAAAAAUCAAAUUUAUUUAAUUUAUAAGGAAAAAAAAUAUUUGUAAAAAGGUGAAAAAUCUAACUCGUGGUGAGAAAAUUUUAUAUAAUUUGACAAUAGCUUGAAGUUUAUUCACGGACACAAAAAUAAAAAAAAGAAGCAAACAGAUAAACGAAAAACUUUCCAAAAACUUUUAAAGCUUUUUUAUUUGGGAUAUCACCGAGCAACAAAAAGAUAUCAAGAAGAGGAAGAAAAAGAAAUUUAUCGGUUUCGAUCAUUUCUUUCAUCUUGAAAUAUCGGAAAACCAAAAGUCACGUCUCAAAGGAAGAUUCAAUUUUUCAAACAUAAAAUAAUAAACAACAUAAGAUAAAAAUGUGCCACAAAGAAAAAAGAAAUGAAAAUUUGACUAUGAUAAGAUAUUUGCAGAAAAAUCUUAUUAAAUUCAAUAUCUUAAAAAAAUGACAUUUAGCUUGAGAUAAUCUUUAUAUCAUUUUUAAAACUUUUUCUUUUUAUGAAAACGUCGAGACGGAAGAAGAUAAGUUGUAAAAAAGUUCCUGUGGAAAAACACAAGCAUGCGUAAAUUUUUUAGAUCAUUUCUUCUCAUCUUGUAAGCCACCAUUUUUGUCAUAAAACACUCUCCCACAUACACUCAGACAAGUCCUACAAUUAAAUCGAUGUGAAGGAAAGCAAAAAACUUUAAAGAAAAAGUCUAAUAAAAAUUAUAAACCAAUGUCUAAAUUAAAUUUUUAGCAUAAAAAUUUCUUGAAUGAAACUUCUUCCUGUACAUAAAAAAACUAUACUUUAAAAUGAAGAAAAUUAUAAGAAAAAAAUCUCUAAACAAAAAUAAAAGAAUUUAAACUUGCAUUUGAUUGUGUAGAUGAGAUAAAAAUUACAACGUCAAAAGACUUAAAAAAUUUUUUUUUCAUCUGUCUCCUCGCGCUGCUUGAGUGAAAACCAAAAAAAAUUAUAAGUGUAAAUUUUUCAGUAAAAUAAAAAAGAUUUCAAUGUUUUUCACUCUUGCUAUAAUUUCAUUCGCUUUUCAUACUGUGCUAUUUUACUUAAUGUGUCAGGUAGAUAAACAUUUAGUGAGAAAAGUAUUUAACUUUUACGAAAGUUUUAACAACGGAUCACAUGAAAAAGAAUAAGAAAAAAAUGUCUUAGAUCAGAAUUUUUUCCAUUGUUCACCAAUCUGAACGUUAAGUUUGUUUAAAUUACUGGAAAAUUCCAUAACACUUUUCAAAGUGGUAAUCGAAACAACAAGGAAUAAAAAAUACGAUUUGUUAAAAUAGAAAUCUAGAAUGAACACUUAAUUUUUCUCUUAGAUUUUUAAGACAUGAAAAACACAACAACACAAUGUUACAUAACAAAAAAAGGAACUAUGGUGAGAAAAAUGUAUUAUAUUUAAUUAAAAUCACGAUGAAAAAAUAAACUAAAGUAAUAUUUAAAAAUAAAACAUAGAAAAUUGAACUUUUCUUUAAAUAUUUAUCCAAUUUCCUAUUU
This is a messenger RNA of Clunio marinus, 5407 nucleotides long. The record is from the annotation of a GenBank genome assembly. NCBI's taxonomy places the organism in Eukaryota, Metazoa, Arthropoda, Insecta, Diptera, Chironomidae.